Molecule: messenger RNA, 1085 nt
Organism: Funneliformis caledonium
Lineage: Eukaryota; Fungi; Glomeromycota; Glomeromycetes; Glomerales; Glomeraceae
Source: the annotation of a GenBank genome assembly
CACCCGGAAAACAUUAUCAUGAUGAAGAAGAUGGUUUUCAUUUUUGUGACACAAAGUGUCAAUUCUGCGAAUGUUUUGUACGUGUUAUACAAUUGCCUCAUGGACACACGCAACUACAUGAUAACAAACAUGGAAAUAUGAUACCAAAUCAAUUCAGUGAUGACGAAGAAUAUGCAGGAUACAAAUUAAUUAAUCAAGGAAAAUUCGUCCCUUGCAACUUGUAUUGUAAAGAUUUAGGAAGGCAUCGACAUGUUGAUUAUUGUCAAAACGAAAAGGCUUGUAAAUCUGGACAGGAUAUUCAGCUUAUUAAUAAAAGUGCAGGAGAUGUUGAAAGAACAACCAUCGGAUGUUUCGCUAAUAGAUUGAAUAAUGAACAGACGUAUUCACAAGAAUUCUUUAAUCAAGUUCAUUUCCGCUAUGAUUGGUUUCUACCAUGGCAGCUUGGUAAAAUAUCGAAGAAACCAAAAAUCGAUGGUGAACAUUCAAUGCGCAUAACACAUGAUUCAUUGGCCAGUACGGAUUAUUCUGACAAGCACAAAUUAUUAAUGGUAAUCGCUGAUGGUGACAUAACCGGAUCAGAUAACGAUAAAACAACUCCGGAGAUAUACGAGGAUUUAAUUGAACCGUUCAAUUAUCUAGUUUCGAGUCUCAGAUACCACAAGUCAUAUUUAGCCAUAGGAGAAACUGGCACACCAGAAGAACGAAAAGGGCUUAAAGCCGGUAAUCGUGGUAAACGAGAUUCACAGCUUAUAUUAACGAUAGUUUUAGUAAGAUGUGUGGCAUCGAUGGAACGUGAUCCAACGGUUAUGGGACUUUGCGGGGAAACGAAAAUAGCGAAUAUGAAAACGAGUUGGAAUAUUAUAUAUACUUCGCAUUAUCUUGGAAAAUCCUAUGAAUCAAUAUUUGGUGGAGUAACCUGUUUGUCAGGGUAUUCUUGUAUCGUAUCAAGCACCUGGAUAUUGAGAACAUUAUCGAAACGUAAAAUGAUUUAUGUACCAAAGGUGAUAUGUAAAACUAUAGUACCGGAUGAGUUUAAAGUAUUAUUGUCACAAAAAAAGAAAAUGGAUUACCUCUACGAUACAUAA